This is a messenger RNA of Emys orbicularis (European pond turtle), 4913 nucleotides long. RefSeq names its product RAB guanine nucleotide exchange factor 1 (gene RABGEF1). The record is from RefSeq and is a predicted model, not a curated record. The transcript is spliced from 16 exons. Gene Ontology annotation, cellular component: endocytic vesicle; cytosol. NCBI's taxonomy places the organism in Eukaryota, Metazoa, Chordata, Testudines, Emydidae. Gene Ontology annotation, biological process: protein homooligomerization; vesicle-mediated transport. The coding region runs from base 249 to 2945 and encodes 898 amino acids. Gene Ontology annotation, molecular function: DNA binding; small GTPase binding; guanyl-nucleotide exchange factor activity.
AGGGCGGGGCUGCGCAUCCCUUCGACGGCCUCCGCAGCUGGGGAGCCGCUACCGCAGGCAGACUUCUUGUUCCAGUGCUGGUCAACAGUGAUAGUGAUGUCACUAGUCCAUUGCAUGCAGGGAUGUCUGAGGGUGAGCAGGAAAUGAAGCAGCUUUAGACAGUAACUUCAGCUGCCUAUAAAUGAACAUCAAAACGCAGCAUUGCCACGGCUGUCUGCCCAGCAGACCUGGUUACAAGAGCCAGAGGGAUGGUGGUAGUCACAGGGCAGAACAAAGCCAGUGGGAAUCUGGACGAUGCCAUGUCGAGUUCAGAUGCAGAGGAUGAUUUCCAAGACCCUGCCACUCCUACUGCAACUCAGGCAGGGCACUCGCUGCCUCUGCUGCCUCAGCAGUUCCCAGAAGUUGUUCCGCUUAAUGUAGGAGGCAUGUAUUUCGCUACCAGGCUGUCAACACUAAGACGCUAUGAAGAUACCAUGUUGGCUGCUAUGUUUAGUGGAAGACACUACAUUCCAACAGAUGCUCAAGGCAGAUAUUUUAUUGACAGAGAUGGAACUUACUUUGGAGACGUUCUUAACUUUCUGCGAUCUGGUGACCUGCCAUCGAGAGAACGGGUGAGGUCAGUUUACAAGGAAGCUCAAUAUUAUUCCAUAGGACCAUUGCUGGACAAUCUAGAGGAAGUCCAGCCUCUUAAAGGAGAAAAAGUUAGACAAGCUUUCCUGGGCUUAAUGCCAUAUUACAAAGAACACUUGGAGCGGAUAAUUGAAAUAGCUAAGCUUAGAGCCAUGCAGAGAAAAGCAAGAUUUGCAAAGUUGAAGAUCUGUGUUUUCAAGGAAGAAAUGCCCAUCACCCCAUAUGAGUGUCCACUUUUCAACUCUCUACGUUUUGAAAGAAGUGAAAGCGAGACAAAACUGUUUGAACAUCACUGUGAAGUAGAUGUAUCUUUUGGCCCCUGGGAGGCUGUAGCUGAUGUAUACGAUCUUCUGCACUGUAUUGUGACAGACCUGUCAGACAAGGGAAUUACUGUGGAUCAUCAGUGCAUUGGUGUGUGUGAUAAACAUCUGAUAAACCAUUAUUACUGCAAGCGCCCCAUCUAUGAAUUCAAGAUUACUUGGUGGGACAACAAGGAGGACGAUAUGGUGGAUGAGGAAGAGGAGGAGAAUGGGAGACAGGUGAGCGGUGGAUCCAUUCUCCCCGAGAGCCAGAAAAUACUUUUAACCCUGGAGCCCUGUAGGUCACAGGACAUCACAGUGGCCAACUGUGAUGCCGGGGAAGGCACCUCUGCCCUGCCCCUGCCUCGCUCAGGCCCCGCCCUGCCGGAGCUACCCGGAAGUGACGCCGCUGCACGCACGCGCGCUGACGCAGGGGCCGGGGCCCUGCCGAACCGGCCUGAGGGGAGGAGCGUCGUGUUCGCAGGCGGCGCAGCUGGAGCGGGGCUGAGACGCCGCCGCCGCCCUGGAGAGCCGGAAGAAAUGAGCCUAAAGUCUGAACGCAGAGGAAUUCACGUUGAUCAGUCAGAGCUACUGUGCAAGAAAGGAUGUGGUUACUAUGGAAACCCUGCUUGGCAGGGCUUCUGCUCCAAGUGCUGGAGAGAAGAGUACCAUAAGGCAAGGCAGAAGCAGAUUCAGGAUGACUGGGAGCUGGCCGAGCGACUUCAGCGAGAGGAGGAAGAAGCCUAUGCUAGUAGUCAGAGUACACAAGGGGCACAGUCGCUCACCUUUUCCAAGUUUGAGGAAAAGAAAACCAAUGAAAAGACACGCAAGGUGACAACUGUGAAGAAAUUCUUCAGUGCGUCUUCCAGGACAGGAGCUAAGAAGGAGAUUCAUGAAGCUAAGGCUCCUAGCCCUUCAAUAAACAGGCAGGUCAGCAUUGAGACAGAUCGAGCGUCCAAGGAGUUUAUAGAGUUUCUCAAGACCUGUCAUAAAUCUGGCCAAGACAUUUAUAAGCAGUGCAAAAUGUUUUUGGAAGCAAUGCAUCACAAAAGGGAAUUAAGUAUUGAGGAACAAUCUGAAUGUGCCCAGGACUUCUAUCAAAACGUAGCAGAGAAAUUACAGACCCGUUCAAAAGUUUCCCCAGAAAAAGUUGAGAAAACAAUGGACCAGAUUGAAAAAUAUAUCAUGACUCGAUUGUAUAAAUAUGUGUUCUGCCCCGAAACAACUGAUGAUGAGAAGAAGGAUCUGGUUGUCCAAAAGAGAAUCAGGGCUUUACACUGGGUUACUCCACAAAUGCUGUGUGUUCCUGUUAAUGAAGAAAUUUCAGAAGUCUCCGAUAUGGUUGUGAAAGCAAUUACAGAUAUUAUCGAAAUGGAUUCAAAACGUGUCCCUCGUGAUAAAUUAGCAUGCAUCACCCAAUGCAGCAAACAUAUCUUCAAUGCUAUAAAAAUCACAAAAAACGAACCAGCUUCUGCUGAUGACUUCUUACCAACACUCAUAUAUAUUGUUUUGAAGGGAAACCCACCCCGUCUGCAGUCCAACAUCCAGUAUAUAACCCGCUUCUGUAAUCCAAGCAGGUUAAUGACUGGAGAGGAUGGCUACUAUUUUACCAAUCUGUGCUGUGCUGUGGCCUUCAUUGAAAAGCUGGACGCUCAAUCUUUAAAUCUAAGCCAGGAGGAUUUUGAUCGCUACAUGUCGGGCCAAACGUCUCCAAAGAAACAAGAAUCUGAAAACUGGUCAUCUGAUGUGUGCCUAGGUGUUAAACAGAUGUAUAAAAACUUAGACCUCCUCUCUCAAUUGAAUGAGAGACAGGAAAGAAUUGUCAGUGAAGCCAAGAAGCUUGAGAAAGACCUUAUAGAUUGGACUGACGGAAUUACUAAGGAAGUCCAAGAUAUUGUUGAAAAAUAUCCAUUGGAAAUAAAUCCAAAAAAUCAACCCUUAGCAGCUAUUGACUCUGAAAACGUAGAGAAUGACAAAUUGCCCCCACCACUGCAGCCUCAGGUUUAUGCUGGAUGAUAAUUUACCAGGAAAGUAUUAACUUCAAAAGGAAUUCUUACACACCUAUUACUGUUUGCUGCUUGGAAAGGGGAAUAAGUUUGAGGCUAAAAAAUCAAAUGAGUUUAAAUCAGUACAUUUUUAAAGGUACAAUUAUUUUGUUUAGAGUGUAAUAAAUUGUAUUUAUUUUAGUCAAAGUAGGUUUCUAUUAGGCUUUUGUGGUUUUUUGAACUGAAUUUAAAUUUUCUACACAAAGCCAAUGUAAUUUUUAAGCAACACUAGUCCAUUGACAACUUUUUCCUGAAAGCUUCCUUCUAGGCAUGCACUUAUGUGUUUUUAAAUAAUGAGUUUAAUUUAAAUUUAAGAAGAAAAAGAUUAGCAGUACUUCUUGAAUAAUGCAAGGCUGGGCGUUCUAGCAGAAACUCAAAGGUACCAGUGUUCCAGAGUCUGAAUUUAUUCUAUAGUUGUAAUGAUGAAAGAUAUAGUGUAAAAUAACUAUGUAGAAUUGUAAAUAGGUUUAAAAAAGUAGUGUUUCAACUGUGCAUGGCACCGUGUGUAUUAGUACAAAAUGAUAUAUAAAAAUGUCCAUUUUUAGCACCUUUUAUUUAGUUCAAUAUUAACUUCACAGUAUAUAAGGAAGUACGCCAUUAAUGUAUUUUAGCAAGCUGGGUGAUGCAACAGAAUGAACUGCAGAUUUGAAAGCUUGACAGAACUAUGUCAUAGUAUUCAUAGCUUUUAAGCUCCUUCUUUAUAAUAACUCUUGGGAUCUGAAAAUGGAAAUAUUUUUUCAUCUUAACAUUUUCCUCCAUUUUUGUCAGUACACUGGUGGUCUGUUGGGUUGCAGGUAGGUGCUGGUGUUGCUUAUUUCUAAGAAGAGAAAGCAUUGAAGCAGGUUUUGGAAGGAGAGGAAAAUGGCAGACUUGGAACAUGUGGUGAUAGUUGUGGGGGAAAUGGCUCAAAUGCUCAGCUAACAGUGACUUACUCCCUUUCCUAAUACAGUGAGUUUGUAUUGUUUAGCCAUUCCCACUAAUGGGUUGGGCCUUGACCACUUCCCCCCGCCCCUUUCCCCCCUCCACAAUCCAGGCAUGCAUCAUAUGAACAUGUUUUAGAGGCUGCUUUAUUAAGAGCAUGACUCUGCUAUGAGCAAGAAAGAGUAUAUUUAUUUUUACAAAAUUGCACUAUUCCAGGCUUUAGUGAUUUUUUUUUUUUUUUUUUGAGUACUGAAAGUGAACAAGUUAAUCAAGGUUAAUACAGUUCACUUCACAAAAGCUUUACAUCACUGUGUACUGUAUUUCAUGUGAAAAAUAACCCGGUAGUCCACUUCAUAAAACAUGUAACCAUUUGCAGAUUUUUUUUAUACUCCAGUGAAACAUUUUAUAUAUCAUUUUAAAUAUCUUCCAGUUAAUUUAGUCUGCCAUGGCUUGUAUGUGUACCUGUGAUAUUUAAUGCUUUUCAGAGAGACUUUCCUUAGCUUGGCUAAGGGCUGUUCUUAAGCAACAUUAAAUUUUUUUCCAUCAAGGGGAGGGUACCUAUCUCUUCAUUGUAUUCCAUUGCUUUAAAAAUACUGAUGCUUCAAAAUUUGCACUGCAAUAAUUUCAGACCAAAACUGUGACUUGUCCUAUUUUUAAUUCUCAAAUUGCUGUGUUUAACGGUUUGAACUAUGCAUUCCUAGUGUUUUAAAGGUAACUAAUUACCCACAUUUCCCCUGCAGAGAUGCAGCAGUGAGUCAGUUGAUCACAAGAAAUUACUCUGAGUAGUUACUGUACAUUGAUGAGACUCUGCUCCUAGACUGUUUAAGACCUGAUCAAUGCUUGUAGUGAGUGUUUAUUUUCUCUACAUACAUUAGGUGCUAAUUCUGAUAUCCAGGUACACAUUUGUCUCUUUCCUAAAACUAAAUAAAUAAAAAAAAUGUACACACCUUUUAGCUACUGCAUAUUAAAUUGCUGUUAAAUAAAAAUAUGUGCAUUAGUCCUUUGUUAAUGAGUUCUU